This is a messenger RNA of Aspergillus fischeri NRRL 181, 1008 nucleotides long. RefSeq lists its product as uncharacterized. The record is from RefSeq and is a predicted model, not a curated record. The transcript has a single exon. Lineage: Eukaryota; Fungi; Ascomycota; Eurotiomycetes; Eurotiales; Aspergillaceae. Bases 1 to 1008 code for a protein of 335 amino acids.
AUGACCGGUGCACCAGCGGAUAGCUCUAAGCAGCCAGUAACUGUCAAAGCACAGAAACGGCGCGCACAAGUCAAGGAUGUGCCUGAAGCUUCCGGCGCAAAUGAGUCGAAUGUCCGGCAAGGAGCCCAACGGCCCGCAAAGAUACAGAAAACAGAUGAAGGCGAGGAAGACAGCAGAACGAGGAGAGCGCGCCUGGUAAGAGUCGCUCAAGAAACAAAGGGCAUCAUUCCGACGAUAUUGACGGUGACGCCUGGCGCUCCGCCCGAUGGGUACAAAUAUUCGCUCGAUAAAUUGCCCCAGUUGGAUCAGAAGAACUGCCCCAAUGUCCGCACAUUGGUCAAAGUUGUGGAAGGAGACACCUUCAACACCGCGAUCAACCUUGCCAACGCCGCCCAGUUCCUCGAUCAUGAGGACACCGAGCCUGUCUGUGUCUUGAACAUGGCGAACGCGGAUCAUAUCGGAGGCGGUUGGGAACAUGGAGCAAUGGCCCAAGAAGAGGAGCUCUGUUUCCGCAGUAGCCUCAGCUUCACACUCAAAAAGCAGUUCUAUCCCAUCGGUAGCCUUAGUGCUAUCUAUUCACCGACCGUCGUUGUUUUUCGGGAAGACACGCGAAGACGACAUCGCUGGAUGGACUUGGGCAAACCUGAGUGGCUCCCCAUAGUCGGUGUUGUCAGCAUAGCAGCAGAGGUGGCACCGCCUGUCGUGAUCGAUGAUUCCAAGAAAUAUCGGUAUGCGAAUGCGGAGGAUCGAGAUUUGAUCAAGGGUAAGAUGCGCCUUGUCCUGCGCAUUGCUGGGACCCAUGGUCAUCGGAGGCUCGUUCUGGGCGCCUUGGGUUGUGGCGCGUUCAUGAAUCCCAAGCAUGACGUCGCGGAUUGCUGGUUGCAAGUCAUGAAGGAGAAGGAAUUCAAAGGAUGGUUUGAAGCAAUUGUAUUCGGCAUUGUGGAUCCCGGUCAUAGAACAGGGAAUUUGAGUAUCUUUCGAGAAUGUCUCGAUGGAGUGAAGUUGUAA